Molecule: messenger RNA, 2826 nt
Organism: Castor canadensis (American beaver)
Lineage: Eukaryota; Metazoa; Chordata; Mammalia; Rodentia; Castoridae
Source: RefSeq, a predicted model, not a curated record
GGUCGCAAAUGUCCCAAACUUCCACAGGGCAGCUCGGUGCUGGUGUCCAACCCAAGCCCCAGGUCUACUCAUCCCUGAUCCGCAGCAGCUCCCGGGGUGGCGAGCACGCCGCCUGCUUCACGGAGCUCCGGAGGAACUUCGUCAACAGCCGCCCGGCCAAACUCAAGAACCUCAUCCUGCUGGUCAAGCACUGGUACCGCCACGUAGUAGCUCAAAACAAAGAAGAAGAACCAGCCGGUGCCUCUCUACCCCCAGCCUAUGCCCUGGAGCUCCUGACCAUCUUUGCCUGGGAGCAAGGCUGUGGGAAAGACCGUUUCAACAUGGCCCAAGGCCUCCGGACUGUCUUGGGCCUUGUCCAGAAGCACCAGCAGCUGUGUGUGUACUGGACAGUCAACUAUGGCAUUGAGGACCACGAUAUGAAAACACACCUUCUAGGCCAGCUUCGGAAGCCCAGGCCUCUGGUCCUGGACCCUGCUGACCCUACCUGGAAUGUGGGCCAGGGCAGCUGGGAGCUGUUGGCUCAGGAAGCAGCAGCUCUGGAGUCACAGGCCUGCCUCAUGAAUGCAGACGGGACACCUGUGCAGCCAUGGGAUGUGAUGCCCGCCCUCCUUCACCAGACCCCGGCCGGGGACCUGGACAAGUUCAUUGCUGAGCUCCUGCAGCCCAACCGCCAGUUCCUGGCUCAGGUGAACAAGGCCGUCAACACCAUCUGCUCCUUCCUGAGGGAGAACUGCUUCCGGGGCUCUCCUAUCAAAGUGCUCAAGGUGGUCAAGGGUGGUUCCUUAGCCAAAGGCACAGCUCUGCGAGGCUGCUCCGACGCCGACAUCGUGGUGUUUCUCAGCUGCUUCAGCCACUUCAGCGAUCAGGGAAGCAGGAGGGCAGAGAUCAUCUCUGAGAUCCGGGCUCAGCUUGAGGCGUGUCAGCAGGAGCAGCAGUUCGAGGUCAAGUUUGAGCUCUCCAAGUGGGAGAAUCCCCGUGUGCUGCAUUUCUCCCUGACAUCUCAGACCAUGCUGGGCCAAAGCGUGGACUUUGACGUGCUGCCAGCGUAUGACGCCCUAGGCCAGCUGGUGCCCGGCUCUAGGCCCAACCCUCAGGUCUACGCAGACCUCAUCCACAGCUACAGCAACACCGGCGAGUUCUCCACCUGCUUCACCGAGCUGCAGCGCGACUUCAUCGCCACGCGGCCCACCAAGCUCAAGAGCCUCAUCCGGCUGGUGAAGCACUGGCACCGACAGUGCAACAAGGUGCCCAAGGGGAGAGGCCCCCUGCCCCCCCAGCACGGGCUGGAGCUGCUGACCGUGUACGCCUGGGAGCAGGGCAGCCGGGACUCGCAGUUCAGCAUGGCCACCGGCUUCCGCACCGUCCUGGAACUGGUCACCCAGUACCGCCAGCUCUGCGUCUACUGGACGGUCAACUACAGCACUGAGGAUGAGACUGUCAGGGACUUCCUGAAGCUGCAGCUGCAGAAGCCCAGACCCAUCAUCUUGGACCCAGCGGAUCCCACAGGCAACUUGGGCCACAAUGCACGCUGGGACCUGCUCGCCAAAGAAGCGGUGGCCUGCAUGGCCGCCCUGUGCUGCACGGGCAGGGAUGGCGCCCCCAUCCCACCGUGGCCCGUGAAGCCAGCACCACUCUUCAUGACCCCCAGCCAUCUUCUGGACAAGUUCAUCAAGGAUUUUCUCCAGCCCAACAAGGAUUUCCUGGGGCAGGUCCGCAGUGCUGUCAACAUUAUCUGUGAUUUCCUUAAAGAAAAUUGCUUUCGAUACUCACCUACCAAGGUCCAGAAGGUUGUCAAGGGGGGAUCAGCCGCCAAAGGCACAGCUCUGAAGAAUGGUUCUGACGCUGACAUCAUCGUGUUCCUUGACUCCCUUAAGAGUUACACCUCCCAAAAAGAGCAACGGAGCCAAGUCAUCCAGGAGAUCCAGAAACAGCUGGAGGCCUGUCAGCAGGAGAAGGAGCUUGAAGUGAAGUUUGAGGUUUCGAAAUGGAAGGCUCCCAGGGUGCUAAGCUUCUCCUUGAAAUCCAAAACUCUCAACGAAAGUGUUGACUUUGACGUACUGCCCGCCUUCAAUGCACUGGGUCAACUGACUGCUGUGUCCAAGUCCCAGGCCUAUGCACAGCUCAUUGGUCUGUACAAAUCCUCAGAUGUCCUGGGGGGAGAGUUUUCUACCUGCUUUACAGAGCUACAACGCAACUUCGUUGAAUCCCGGCCCACUAAACUGAAGGAUUUGAUUCGCCUGGUGAAACAUUGGUACAAACAGUGUGAAAGGAAAUUGAAACCAAAGGCAUCUCUGCCCCCAAAGUACGCCUUGGAGCUACUGACCAUCUAUGCCUGGGAGCAGGGGAGUGGAAUGAAUAAUUUUGACACUGCUGGAGGUUUCCGGACUGUCCUGGAGUUGGUCACAAAAUAUGAGCAGCUCUGCAUCUUCUGGACGGUCAAUUACAACUUUGAAGUUGAGCUGAUGAGGAAGUUCCUACUGACCCAGAUCCAGAAAACCAGGCCUGUGAUCUUGGAUCCAGCCGAUCCCACUGGCGACGUGGGUGGAGGAGACCGCUGGUGUUGGAACCUUCUCGCAAAAGAAGCUAAGGAAUGGUUUUCCUCUUCCUGCUUCAUAAACGGGUCUGGGUACCCCGUACAGCCAUGGAGAGUGCCAACAGUGCAGACACCAGGAAGUUGCGGAGCUAGAGUCUACCCUGUUGUCAAUGAGACAUUCCCAGUCAGCUGUCAUUCAACCCUGAUUUGGCAAUAUUAGAAGAAACUUCUAGAGGUCAUCUGGCAAUUGCUGCUAAAGACUCAAUUCCCCCUUGCUGGUUCCCACCCUCUUU